Molecule: messenger RNA, 2896 nt
Organism: Trematosphaeria pertusa
Lineage: Eukaryota; Fungi; Ascomycota; Dothideomycetes; Pleosporales; Trematosphaeriaceae
Exons: 4
Coding region: 271-2724 (817 amino acids)
Biological process (GO): cytoskeleton-dependent cytokinesis
Cellular component (GO): cell division site; microtubule cytoskeleton; septin ring
Molecular function (GO): GTPase activity; GTP binding; molecular adaptor activity
Source: RefSeq, a predicted model, not a curated record
AUCGUGCCCAACCUCGCUGACAGUGCAAUGUCCUGGCCAGCAGCUUUCGAAACACGGUGUUUGUUCCUCCUACAAAGGUAGAUCUGCCGGCUUUCUCUGGGAUCGGGCCGCUCGGACCACGCAGACAAGGCAAGGCGGGGCUCCGACGUGGGGUUUGUUCCGCUGGGCUCGUAACAUUCAUUCCGGUACUCCCUCACCACUCGACGCGGCAUUCUAGAGCAAGCUGUACGCGCCCCCUCUGCUCUUGUGCUUCCGUAGAGUGCCCUCGCCAUGCGGCCGCUCCCGGGCGGCGACGCUCUGCCCUCCGCGAAGCCGCGUUCCCGCAAGUCCAGCGUCGCCGAUCCGUCCGCCGUGACCAGCGGCCCGUCAAGCCAUGCUCCGACCACCUUCUUUCUAAGGAGCGAGGAGGAGAUGGAGCAGUCUCUGGCAGCUUCCAAGAGCACUGAGCCGGCAAGCAGGCAGCGAGAGAGUACAUAUGGUGUGCAGAGCUUGGAAGAUACCUUGGAGGCCGCCUUUGGCCACCAGAGUCGUGAGGCCGAUAAGAAAGGUGAUAAUGCUCGUGGGAGCACCUUGAACGAGAAAGAGAGCCCAAGACGUUCUUCUCAUGGCUCGCCCAAAGCCUCCAAGAAAGAGCCCGAGAGCUCCAAGUCAUCGCCAAAGAGGAUGCACAAGAGGCAGGCGUCCGAUCACACGAUUUCCACUCCGCUCACGCCUCUAAACGUCGGGUCGCCUUCGCCUGCGCCUGUUUCAGCGGUUCCAAGUACUCCCAGGUCCGCCUCCCUGCAGUCGCUGAAGCUGUCCGAUGAAGAGCAGGGCCUCGAUGAUGCCGCAAGUCAGGUCAUCGCCUCCAGCGGUGAUGAAGAUGAAGAGACGAUGCACGAUGAGUCGAGCAUCUUCCCCCAACUAGUCAUGCCGAGUAUACAGAUGCCCUCCAGGAGACCCUUCACAGCCAAGGGCAAAUCAAUGGGCAAGCUAAAGGUGCUCAUUGCCGGCGAGUCUGGAAUUGGAAAGACAUCGCUCAUCCGCUCUAUUGUGCAGCUUUGUGAGGACAUCGUGCACGUAGAUCCUUUGUCGCCGUCCCAGUUCCUCGAGCAUCCACUGCCGCCGAAAGCGAAAUCACGCAAGAAGAAAGUGGAAAGUCUGGGAACAACGCGGAUAACCGAGAUCUAUGCGAGCACAAAGCCAUAUCCACAUUGGUGGACCGAUAUGGAAGGGUCGCGGACGCUUCGCAGGCGAAAGAGCAGCACUACCGAUGCCGUGCUCGAGAGAAAUCUCUGCUUCGUUGACACCCCCGGCUUUGGCUCAGGUGUUUCGAAGGCCGAUGAUACGGGUCAAGUGAUGGACUACGUAGAGGCGCUGAUGUAUCAAACCGCUUCAGUGACCACCAUGGAAGACAAUGACUUGGUCAGCCUCGUUAGUGGCAGUGGUGGUAUUCUGGUAGAUGUCAUUUUCUAUCUUCUGCCUCCCAGUCAUGACAUUUCCAAAGACGUCGAGAUCAUGCACCAUUUGUCUGCCCUCACCAACGUUAUUCCAGUCAUUGCGAAAUCGGAUACCCUCUCCGCCGCCGACAUGGCGGCUAUCAAGACCUCCAUCCUCACAAGACUCCAAACGACCUCAAUUAGACCUUUCCUCUUUGGGACAGCAUUAGAUGAUGCCCUGCUUACCGUUCAAGGUCUUCCUGUCGAUCAGGGUUCCCCGGAUUCUUCCGAUUCCACAGCAACCAAUGAAGCAAAGCAAUUCCCUUUUGUGGUUCCAACACAUCCUUAUGCCGUAUCGUCGACCGCGAGCCCGGAUACGGACACUAUGGAUGCGUCGCUGCUCAUGUCGCCCGACUAUGUGCAGCCGCUCCUUCCAUCCGAGCUUGCCACCUUGGUUCGCCAGGUGUUUGAUCCAGAAUCCAUUGCCUGGCUACGGCAUUCCGCGGCAAAGAAAUUCGUCGCUUGGCGGCGCCGAACAGAGUUGCCGGGCGACUCCUUUAUUCUCCAUGGCCUUCAGCAACAGCCGCUCAAACGUGGAAGUAUGUCAAGUGCCUCAGUUGGUCUUACUAGGGCGCCUCUAAACACGUCUGCAGCUUCAUCACUCUUCUCAGCCGCCUCACCAUCAGGUGUUCUUGUACCCCGAUCAGGGUCUCCUUUCUACCUCUCAAACGCCAACAUUAACUCCAACCUUCAGUCUCCCUUCCCAGCCUCUUCUCCGUCUCUAUCCCACGCUCAUCCCGAGGCCCUCGAUCAUCCCACCGAAUUUUCCUUGACACGUUACGCACAAGGCGAACAAAGAUUAGCAGAAGUACGAUUAGCCAAAUGGGCGACCGACCUCCAGCGAAGUCUAAGAAACGAGCGCGAUAGGUUCGAAGAGCUGCAGCGCAACGAAAGAGCGAAGUGGCUUCUUGAGCGCGUAGGCGAAGAAGUAGCGAGUGGUAAUAUUGUUGCUUCACCCGGAGGAUCGCCCAGGGCAGACUGGGCUGUCGUGAGACGGGGUACCGACAAGGAAGUGAGUAAGCUAGGGCAGAGGUAUGGCAGAGCCGGCAAACUGGACUCGCGCGAUCCACUAGGCUUGUGCGAUUUCAGCGAUGAAGUUAGGAGACGAGGAUUUGUAUUGAUGAAGGUUCUAGGUGGUGUUAGUGUGCUCGGGGCGGUUGUGGUAGCUGUCGUUAGGGCUUGCGGAGUUGAGGUGGGGAUGCCGGAGGGCGGAGUGUGGAGCUGGUUGACAGGUGCGACGGAGUAGUGCUGCGGUUCUCAUAUACGAAGAAGGGGGUCUGAAAUGGGUACGGACAUGAUAGUGCUCGGGUAUACCCUGUUUAGAGAGAGUAGGAUUGUAUGUGUACGUACUCCAGUAAUGCUCGCCCCUAUGUAUAAGGUGGAUAGAUACUACUCUCAUUAUCAAAGGCUUUCUCUGC